CCUACGUAUCCUCAUUGCUCCGCCUACCUUUCCAGUGGGGAUUUUUUCAUUGCAUCCAUUUUUGUGUAUUUAAGAAAUCUCCAAGAAUUAACAACCUGGAGGAAACCGAGAAGCACAGUGAGGAGGGAGGCCACAAAAGAAAACAAACACGAAAGGACUCGACGCCUUUAUUUCAGCAUGCGAAGAGGCUCUCUCUAAAAGAUGACAGCGAUGGGCUAGACAGGAUUUAACAUGAUUGCAAAAUAAAAAGCAAUUGUGUCUAAAGAUGUCUGCUCCACUCGGGACCCGGGGCGGCACGUCCGCUCCUCCUGCGGCCGCUGCCCUACCGGAGAUGCCGGACCUGAGCCACCUCACCGAGGAGGAAAGGAAGAUCAUCCUCGGUGUCAUGGACCGGCAGAAAAAGGAAGAGGAGAAAGAGCAGUCAAUGCUCAAGGUCAAAGAAGAGCCAAAGCCCCAGCCGGCGCAGUGGUUUCCCUUUAGCGGGAUCACCGACCUGGUUAAUAACGUUCUCCAACCCCAGCAAAAGUCCCCAAAUGAGAAGGAGCCUGAACCGAAGUUGCACCAGCAGUUUGAGAUGUACAAGGACCAGGUGAAGAAGAUGGGCGAGGAGACGCCGGCCACGCAGGAGCUGAAGCCGGACGCGCCCACCUGCGGCAUCUGCCACAAAACCAAGUUUGCCCACGGCUGCGGCCACCUCUGUUCCUAUUGCCAAACCAAGUUCUGCGCGCGCUGUGGAGGACGGGUGUCCCUGCGCUCCAACAAGGAGGACAAAGUGGUGAUGUGGGUAUGCAACCUGUGCCGAAAACAACAAGAAAUCCUCACCAAGUCCGGCGCGUGGUUCUACAGCGGCCCGGGGGCCACCCUGCCGGCCGGGUUGGGCGGCGGUGAGGGCGCGCGGGGUCUGGCACGAGGCCGUCGGCACGAGGAGGCUCCGCAGGAGAAGAAAGCCAAACUGCAGGAGGCACCGCUCCACUACCAGGGGCCGCCCGGCCUCCCACGCCAGCGCUCCCUCGGAGAAGUGCCCAGCGACAGGAAGAGAAGUCCGUCUGCAUCCAGGGAUCCAAACCAAAAAUACGACCAAAGGGACGAGAGGGGCGAUCGCUCCCAGUAUGCGCCAGGCCAGUUCGGCGGCAUGCCCAGAUCGCCGUCCGACUACGGGGAUGGGGAGCGCCGGCACGGCGGCGGCGGGGGGGGUCCGGGGGGCUACGGGCGACCUCACGGCGGGGCCGAGGCGGCGCGGGGCGCGUACCGGGCCCGGCGGGGCGGCUGGCGCUCGCAGGAGGACUAUUAUCCGCCCGACGACGAGCUGCUGCAUCCGCCGCCGCCGCCGCCGCAGAGCGAGUACGAGCUGCGGCGGCAGCAGGAGGAGGAGCUGCAGACGCGCUACCGCAGCGACCCCAACCUGGCGCGCUACCCGGUCAAGCCGCAGCCCGGCGCCACAGCGACGUCUCGCUGGCCUACACCGAGCUGGACGAGCCGCUGA
Alosa sapidissima (American shad) is the source of this 1483-nucleotide messenger RNA. Its product is annotated as regulating synaptic membrane exocytosis protein 2-like. Lineage: Eukaryota; Metazoa; Chordata; Actinopteri; Clupeiformes; Clupeidae. The transcript has 9 exons. The coding region runs from base 266 to 1483 and encodes 405 amino acids. The record is from RefSeq and is a predicted model, not a curated record. Gene Ontology annotation, cellular component: presynaptic membrane; cytoskeleton of presynaptic active zone. Gene Ontology annotation, molecular function: transmembrane transporter binding; small GTPase binding. Gene Ontology annotation, biological process: regulation of membrane potential; intracellular protein transport; positive regulation of synaptic transmission.